Acanthopagrus latus (yellowfin seabream) is the source of this 4697-nucleotide messenger RNA. Its product is annotated as protein jagged-1b. The coding region runs from base 1396 to 3801 and encodes 801 amino acids. Gene Ontology annotation, biological process: cell communication; multicellular organism development; Notch signaling pathway. The record is from RefSeq and is a predicted model, not a curated record. The transcript has 14 exons. Gene Ontology annotation, molecular function: calcium ion binding. NCBI's taxonomy places the organism in Eukaryota, Metazoa, Chordata, Actinopteri, Spariformes, Sparidae. Gene Ontology annotation, cellular component: membrane.
UUCAGCUCAUGUUUGGAGGUCACUGCUCCCUCUAUGCAAAUCAACCCUCUGCUCCUCAAGAGCCCUCUGUUCUGCUCCGGGGUCAGUGCCGAGCGCUCAGGCCGCGGAAACACCAGCGGUUGUCAGGGAAGCUCUUGAGCAACAAGCCUGUGAUAGACCUUACGAUAGAGGAAGAGAAGGAGGAGGAGGAGGUGGAGGAGGAGGAGGGAGGCAGAAUCUCAUUAGAGUUCCUCCUCGAUGAAGAAGGUACAUUGUGUGGAACUCUGGAAGUUAGAUGUGGAAAAUAUGCCAUGUGAGCGGUGCCAAUAUGCUAAAAGAUGCCUAUACGCGCCCUCAGUGCGCUCAGCCGGUGAGUAGCUGCAGCCGGCGGCAUCAUUAAGCAGCAAACAUGUGCGCACAGGAACAAGCUCGAUUAUUAAUGUGGGUAUGACGAUCACAAUAGGCUGCAGGUAGGGGCCAACGUGUGCGCCAUGACGCGCCUUCUUGGCCAACAUACACUCUGUUUGCGUACUGUUUAUGUUCAUUACGUAGCGCUCCAGACGCCGAUAGAAAGUUUCCCCUUUCAGAGGCCGCCAGAGCAAAACUGAGAAGAAAAAAAAAUCAUUUAAUUGGCGCGGCGGAGCUGCCUCUGAAGCGUGCAGAGACCUGAAACCUGAAACUGGAGUGUAACCGAAGGUAAAGAGAGCAAACAGGAAACAAAGCGAGGAGACGUGAAACGCGCUCGGGGUAAUCCCGUGCGCAAAUGUGACAUGCUUAGGAAAUAAUAAAAAGUUUUGGGUCGGUCAGAAGGGAGAGUGGUGAGCGCAUUGGUGCGCUCUGGGAACCAUCCGGACAAGAGCUGAGAGACGGAUAUUCCCUGCCUAAGGACACACCCUCCAUGCUCUCUCUCUCUCUCUUUCUGUCUGUCUCCCUCCCUCAUUGUUUCCCACACUGACUCUGUCGCCGCCGGGGCUUCGUAUCGGGUUAAUAAACGGCCAAGCAGCAGCUUUGGAUGAGAGGAGCGCAAAGUGGAGAGACGCAACUUCUCAUCACGCUGAAUAUUAUUGGUGUGGGUUUUUUUUUCUUUUCAGUUUUUUUGCGCGUGGACCAGGCUUGAAGAAGAGCAGGGAGAGUGUCAGCUAAUUGGGAUGAGAGUUCAAGUCAAGUGAGCCGGCAGAUUGGACCUUUAAAGCCUCUUAACGCAGGUGGUGGGAGGAAUACGGCGCGGAGGGGAGUGUGUUUAUGCGCCGUGUGUUUGUGUGUUUGUGUGCAUGUGUCGCUCCCAGUGGAAAAUCCACCCUGGACCCCGAUCAGGUGUGUGUUUGUGUGUUGUGUGGUGAGGGCGGCGGGGGGGAUAAAUCCAAGCGGAGGGAGACAGGGGGGGGGUAGUUAUGGUUUCUCUCUGAGCUGGACGCGAUGAAGCGGCUCUGCGGGAGUUUGAGGAGGAGAGCUGGGCGGACGGACGGACGCGGGGAGGGAGGAGGAGGUGGAGGAGGAGGGGGGCACCACCACCAGCAGCACCAGCAGCACCAGCACUGCCGCCGCCGCCGAAGCGCACAACGCGGUCCCCAGCCCCUUGGCGCAGGGAUGGAGAGCACAAGAGCGCACGGGGUGACCACCAUGGGGAGUGCCCCACACCGGGGACACCUCCACCUGCAGCGGACUGUGAUUUUCCUCGUCGCGCUCACGAUACAACCGCAGGCUGUGUGGGCUGUUGGGAUGUUCGAGCUCCAGAUCCGUCACUUCCAGAACCCGCACGGAUUUCUGCAGAGCGGAGACUGCUGCGACCUCCAGGCCAGCGGGGGGCAGCGCUGCUCAGCCAGGGACCAAUGUGACACUUUCUUCCAAGCAUGCCUCAAGGAGUACCAGGCCCGGGUCGUCCCAACUGGAACCUGCACUUUCGGGUCGGGAAGCACGGGGAUCCUGGGUGGAAACUCCCAGUCGCUCCGCCACCGAGGACACGAUGGAGGAGGAGGAGGAGGAGGAGGAGGAGGAGAGGAUGGGGCUAAUGGUCACAUUGUCAUUCCCUUCAAAUACGCCUGGCCAAAGUCCUUCUCUCUGGUGUUGGAUGCGAUGGACCAUGACAACGACACGUCAGAAUCAGGUCAGCUGAUUGAGCGAGUGCUCCUCUCCUCCAUGUUGAACCCCGGUGAGCAGUGGCAGACGUACCGUCACCACGGACGGACUCUCAGCCUGGAGUACCGGCUUCGCUUCCGCUGCGAUUCAAACUACUACGGCCCUUUCUGCAACAAGUUCUGCAGGGCUCGCGAUGACUUUUUCGGCCACUUCAACUGCGACCCCAGCGGCGCAAAGGUCUGCAUGGAGGGCUGGACGGGACCCGAGUGCAAAGAGGCGGUGUGUAAGCAGGGUUGUCAUCAGGUCCACGGCUUCUGCACUGAACCUGGAGAAUGCAAGUGUCAUUAUGGCUGGAAUGGCCUUCUGUGUGAUCAGUGUAUGACGUUCCCCGGCUGUGUGUACGGAAGCUGCGCCGAGCCCUGGCAGUGUGUGUGUGACGUCAACUGGGGAGGACUGCUGUGUGACAAAGAUCUGAAUUACUGUGGCACCCAUCAGCCCUGUAAGAACGGCGGGACCUGCACCAACACAGAGCCAAACGAGUACCAGUGUGAGUGCCAGGAAGGUUUCAGAGGAAGAAACUGUGACAUUGUGGAACAUGCAUGUUUGUCAUCCCCGUGUGUCAAUGGCGCCACCUGUGUGGAAGACCCAACAGGCUUCAGCUGCAUCUGUACCGACAGCUGGACCGGACACACCUGCGCUGAUGCGGUGAGGCAGUGUGAUCGGAGCCCUUGUGGACGUGGAGCGACGUGUCAGGAGGCUCCUGGAGGUUACCGCUGCCUCUGCCCACCUGGAUGGACCGGCAGGACCUGCCAGUUGGACACCAACGAGUGUGAAAUGAGUAUCUGCGUCCACGCCCGCUCUUGUCGCAACCUGAUCGGAGGGUACCUGUGUGACUGCCUUCCUGGGUGGACAGGGCCUAACUGUGACAUCAGGAACAGCAGCUGUCAGGGUUUGUGUCUGAACGGCGGACAUUGUGAGGACCAGAUGUCAGGGUCCAGAUGCUUGUGUCCACCUGGCUUCUCGGGGAAAUAUUGCCAAAAUGGUCCGAGUCCUUGUGACAGCGCACCUUGUCAGCAUGGAGGCCAAUGUGUGGAGGAAGAUGGAAAGACCGUCACCUGUAACUGUCCCACAGGAUAUUCAGGAAUCUUCUGCGAGAUCACUUUGGAUCUGUGCAAUCCCAACCCCUGCCAGCAGGGGGCGUCCUGUCACAGCACAGAGGGCAGAUACAUGUGUGCCUGCCCUGAGGGUUACUAUGGUAACGAGUGCAUGAGCCUCAAAAAUCCCUGCAUUGGUCAGCACUGUCCAGGCGCCAUGUCUGACACGACACACGGCGGUGUCAGCUUCUACAUCAUCCUGGUGGGUGUCUUAGCUUUGGUGACGGUCUGUGGCUGCGCUGCCUGCGCCUUCAUCCUCUCCCACCUCCAUCGAAAGCGGAAAAAGCAGCAGGCCGUCCCACAGGAAGAAGGCAUCAACAACCAGAGGGAGUUUGUCAACCUCAUCAGAAACGUGGACCGUCCCGUGCCCCUCCUGCCCCCCGCGGCCGCCCCGCUCGCUCACCCUCCAGCGCCCGCCCCCGUCUCACGUUGCUACGAGGAGAUUGAACUGACCCUGCCGCCCUCUCCUGCACCUUCACACCCUUCUCCGGCUCUGAAGCCAGCUCACGCGCCCAAACUGGACAUUUCAAACCGGGAGAGGGAGAAGUUGAACCGCUUCCACUACACAGACAGCCAGGAACUGGAGGCCUGACCUUUGAACUCUUGGGAGCCUCUGAUUUUUUAUUUUAUUUUGCGUUUUUCGCACUCUCUCGCUCACAGACCUGAUUCUAGUUUUUUGCACUGUGUCUCCGUUGCAGCCAUAAGACAGGCUGACCCCACGACCUUUACGUGCUCAGGUAGCUGUCAGCAGACACCUGAGGAGGAGCAAAGGUUGCUGUAAGCAGAAGGGUCAAAGUCUAACUGCGCUGUCGUCUUUGACCUUAUUUGACGACCAUGAGAAGCAACAGGCGCGUGACGUUUGACUGAAAGAUUUAUCAGACUCUUGAUUUGAUCUGGAGACUUGAGUGCCUGAGAUACUGUCGAGAGGAAAAAGAGGAUCGUUCUCUGUUUCCUGGUCCACGACGCCAUCUGAUUGGUGUUCAGACCUCCAUUUCCGUUUCAGACUGAACUCUGACAGACAGAGAGAUUAACGAAUGGAUGUUUAUUUAACACUUUCCGUGUCUGGUUGUGUGUAAAUGUGUGUGAGAGUGAACUAGAGAAUGUAUAUUAUGAGUGUACAUGUUGGAAAAGGAAGGACAGAGAUGGUUUACUUCAAGAAAAGUAAAACAAAGUUGAUCUACUUGUCAAAGAGAGUUCAUUCUCCUGCUCUGAAGGCUUCGAAGCCUUUUAAAAAACUGUUUUUAAAACUAUACACUGUUGCCUGUAAUGUCUCUGUAAUACUACAGUCUGUCAAAGAUGUAUGAUUUUUUCAUACCUGUGUGUAAAAUAGCUUUUUUGUACAUGGAUAUAUUGUACAUAUUGAUGCCCUUUUUGUACUGUGGUUUGGUCUGGAAGUAUCACUGUUUUCCUUUGCUCUGUUUGUCCCAUUUUGCUUUCCAUUUGGAGCAACCAGCACAUGUGGAUUGUAAUAAAAGUGCAUUUACCGAC